AUGGUGAAGGGAGAAAAGAAGGCCAACGAGAGCCCAAACAAGUUUAAUCCACAACCCUCCCAAACAGACGAGAGCCCAAACAAGUGUAAUCCACAACCCUCCCAAACAGACGAGAGCCCAAACAAGUGUAAUCCACAACCCUCCCAAACAGACGAGAGCCCAAACAAGUGUAAUCCACAACCCUCCCAAACAGACGAGAGCCCAAACAAGUGUAAUCCACAACCCUCCCAAACAGACGAGAGCCCAAACAAGUGUAAUCCACAACCCUCCCAAACAGACGAGAGCCCAAACAAGUGUAAUCCACAACCCUCCCAAACAGACGAGAGCCCAAACAAGUGUAAUCCACAACCCUCCCAAACAGACGAGAGCCCAAACAAGUGUAAUCCACAACCCUCCCAAACAGACGAGAGCCCAAACAAGUGUAAUCCACAACCCUCCCAAACAGACGAGAACCCAAACAAAUUCCUAAAACAGACGAGAGUCCAAACAAGUGUAAUCCACAACCCCCUAAAACAAGUAUAA
Mizuhopecten yessoensis (Yesso scallop) is the source of this 522-nucleotide messenger RNA. RefSeq names its product salivary glue protein Sgs-4-like. The transcript has 2 exons. The record is from RefSeq and is a predicted model, not a curated record. Lineage: Eukaryota; Metazoa; Mollusca; Bivalvia; Pectinida; Pectinidae. Bases 1 to 522 code for a protein of 173 amino acids.